AUGGCGGAGACCAAGAUCAUCUACCACAUGGACGAGGAGGAGACGCCGUACCUGGUGAAGCUGCCCGUGGCGCCCGAGCGCGUCACGCUGGCCGACUUCAAGGGCGUGCUCAGCAACCGGCCGGUGCACGCCUACAAGUUCUUCUUCAAGUCCAUGGACCAGGACUUCGGGGUGGUGAAGGAGGAGAUCUCUGCGGACAAUGCCCGGCUGCCCUGCUUCAAUGGCCGCGUGGUCUCCUGGCUGGUCCUGGCGGAGGGCGCGCACUCGGACACCGGCUCUCAGGCCACCGACGGCCACGCCGACCUGCCCCCCGCCCUGGAGCGGAUGGGUGGCAUCGGGGACUCCCGGCCCCCAUCUUUCCACCCGAACGUGGCCAGCAGCCGUGAUGGGAUGGACAACGAGACGGGCACCGAGUCCAUGGUCAGCCACCGGCGGGAGCGAGCCCGACGCAGGAACCGGGAAGAGGCCACCCGGGCCAACGGGCACCCGCGGGGGGGCCGGCGCUGGGACCUGGGCUUGCCCCCCGACAGCGCCUCCACCCUGCUGAGCAGUGAGCUCGAGUCCAGCAGCUUCAUCGACACCGAUGAGGACGACAACACGAGCCGGCUGAGCAGCUCCACCGAGCAGAGCACCUCCUCCCGGCUCAUCCGGAAGCACAAGCGGCGGCGGCGGAAGCAGCGCCUCCGGCAGGCGGACCGCGCCUCCUCCUUCAGCAGCAUCACCGACUCCACCAUGUCCCUGAACAUCAUCACCGUCACGCUCAACACGGAGAGGCACCACUUCCUGGGCAUCAGCAUCGUGGGCCAGAGCAACGACCGGGGCGACGGCGGCAUCUACAUCGGCUCCAUCAUGAAGGGCGGGGCCGUGGCCGCCGACGGCCGCAUCGAGCCGGGGGACAUGCUGCUGCAGGUGAACGACGUCAACUUCGAGAACAUGAGCAACGACGACGCCGUGCGGGUGCUGCGGGAGAUCGUGUCCCAGCCGGGGCCCAUCAGCCUCACGGUGGCCAAGUGCUGGGACCCCACCCCCCGGAGCUACUUCACCGUCCCAAGGGCUGACCCUGUCCGGCCCAUCGACCCGGCCGCCUGGCUGUCCCACACGGCGGCGCUGACCGGAGCCCUGCCCCGCUACGGCACCAGCCCCUGCUCCAGCGCCGUCACGCGCACCAGCUCCUCCUCACUAACCAGCUCUGUGCCUGGCGCCCCACAGCUGGAGGAGGCGCCGCUGACGGUGAAGAGUGACAUGGGCGCCGUGGUCCGGGCCAUGCAGCUGCCCGACUCGGGGCUGGAGAUCCGUGACCGCAUGUGGCUCAAGAUCACCAUCGCCAACGCCGUCAUCGGCGCGGACGUGGUGGACUGGCUGUACACGCAUGUGGAGGGCUUCAAGGAGCGGCGGGAGGCGCGCAAGUUCGCCAGCGGCAUGCUCAAGCGCGGCUUCCUGCGGCACACGGUGAACAAGGUCACCUUCUCUGAGCAGUGCUACUACGUCUUCGGGGACCUGUGCAGCACUCUCGAGGCCCUGAACCUCAACAGCGGCUCCAGCGGGGCCUCCGACCAGGACACGCUGGCCCCGCUGCCCCACCCGGCGCCCUGGCCGCUGGCGCAGGGCUACCCCUACCAGUACCCGGGGCCGCCGCCCUGCUUCCCGCCCGCCUACCAGGACCCUGGCUUCAGCUACGGCAGCGGCAGCGCCGGGAGUCAGCAGAGCGAAGGAAGCAAAAGCAGCGGGUCGACACGGAGCGCGGGCGGGAGCAGCCGGCGGGCCCCGGGCCGCGAGCAGGAGCACCGGAGGCCGGGAGCCGGGGGCAGUGGCAGCGAGUCCGACCACACGGCCCCCAGCAGGGCGGGGGGCGGCGGCUGGUGGGAGCGUCCCGGCAGCCAGCUCAGCCGCGGCGGCAGCCCGCACAGCCAGGCCUCCACCGCCGCCCCGGGGCUCCCCCCGCUGCACCCCCUGACGAAGGCCUACUCGGUGGUGGGCGGGCCGCCGGGGGGGCCCCCCGUCCGGGAGCUGGCCGCCGUCCCCCCCGAGCUGACGGGCAGCCGCCAGUCCUUCCAGAAGGCCAUGGGGAACCCCUGCGAGUUCUUCGUUGACAUCAUGUGA
Molecule: messenger RNA, 2100 nt
Organism: Pipistrellus nathusii (Nathusius's pipistrelle)
Lineage: Eukaryota; Metazoa; Chordata; Mammalia; Chiroptera; Vespertilionidae
Source: the annotation of a GenBank genome assembly